UCUAAAAAAUCGAAAAGCACGCUUGUAGUUUCCCCAAAGUGUUCCCGGAGAUCCAAAUUCUGAACUUGCUGCCCUUGGAGGUGGGUCUCAUGACUCACGAGUUGUAUUGAAGGCAACCCCAUACUGUGAACAGGGGAAUAAUGGAUGCUUGUUUCUGUAUAGGGAGUCUAGUCCUGCUGGAUGCUGGGUGGCUGGUCAUCUCCUGUCAGUUCGAUGUAUUACAGAACCAAUUUUGUCCAACUCUCUCUAUCUGACAUACUGGACUGAUCACCGAAUCUUGAGAUCUUGGUUCCCAGUCUGGUGUGACUUGUGAGUUUCAAUGCCCAUCCAAAAACAACGGCACGGAAGGUGAAGUGAAAGGCUAACCAUAAGGCCAUUUUGGAAACAACCUCCACCCACCAUGGGACCAACAGGCCUGUAAGGCUGUAACAACAAUAGCAAUCAGCUGAAGGCAUCGAAUUCUUUAUUCUCUCAAUCUCAGAAAAGAAAGAGAGGGGAAAAAAUAAGCAAAAAACAAAAGAAGAAGAAAAAGAAAAUAAAGUAAGGAUUCCUCGAGGAAUAAGAAACAUGGAAAAGAGGCUUUUGGACGCAGAACGAUUCCUUCGAUAGUCUGUCACGGGCUUGUGCACUGUAGAGAACUCCGCCAGAGUGCUACAACGGUCCGCCGUGGAGCGCUGUUCAGGCGAAUCCGGCCUAGUCGGGGAACCGGUUUUCUAGGUUUGAAUCUGGCCAUAGCCUAUGUUGGAGGGCGCUACGUCAUGAGUGUAUCAUUAUUCCACAGACCAAUUUGAAAAUUAUCACAUCCAUCAAGGACAAAGUCGGAAAUCAAGGAAAGAAAAUUCCAAGAUGGGGAAGGAGAACCGUUGAUGUUCCCCAUACCAAAAUAUUUUUUUGGCGCCAAAGUGGAAGUCAAUCUCCGAGUGGUGCCCGCGGUCAGCAAUUUUCACGGGCACUUUGAAGUUUGGAGUUAGAUAUCUCUCUCUCCCACACUCUUUAGGCUUUUAAGCAUAUAUUUGCUUAGGUCACGGGUUUCCUCGGGUUCCCUAUCUCUACGUCCCUUCAUUGGUGGCCUAUAACAAAACAAUAUUCAAGGUCACUCUUCCUCAUUUAAAGCCCUUUUGACACCUUUCUCAUGUCGCUUCCACCCCCAACCCCUUCUUCCCCACUCUAAAGAAACAAACCACCUUUUCAUCUUCUCCACCCUUUUCUCUUUUUCUCACUCCCAACAUUUUCCUACUGGUUUCUCACGAUUCUCUACUGAUUUCUUAUACAAAGCCUACCUCCUACCCUUCUUUUAUUAUUGUUGACUUGGUGAGAUAAGAUUUGUUCUGUGUGAUCCGGAGAUGGGGUUGUUCGCCGAGAAGCUUCAAGUGGAUGGUGGCUUGGAAUCGGAGAACAAGAAGUGGGUUAUCUCCGGGAUACAGUUACGAGCUCCUUUGAAGCCCGUAUAUACAAGCCCUGUAGGGAAAGAGCGGGACGAAGAAGGAGAAGAGUGUUCGACGCCGACAUAUGAAGAAGCCAGAAUUCCGACAACACUAACAUGCCCUCCCGCUCCGAGGAAGAGGAAGCCUUCUUCUAGGUGCAAUUACAAUGGUGUUAGGGAGUUCUUCACUCCUCCAGACUUAGAAACUGUGUUUAUACGCCAUGUUGAGAGGGCUACUAGCUAGCUGAUCAGUUGGGAGAUGAUUCCACAAUCUAUAAUAUGUUUUGUUCCUUUCUUUUUUUUUUUCUUUGCCCUUUUUCUCUCUUUGUCUCUUUCAUGUUCUUUGUAGUGGAUAGCAGAGUUAGCAGUUUAUGUAUAGCCUUUACAAAUUAAUAAAUAAAAUGACAGUCUAGCUUUGUUAUGA
Molecule: messenger RNA, 1847 nt
Organism: Vitis riparia (riverbank grape)
Lineage: Eukaryota; Viridiplantae; Streptophyta; Magnoliopsida; Vitales; Vitaceae
Product: cyclin-dependent protein kinase inhibitor SMR6-like
Exons: 1
Coding region: 1344-1667 (107 amino acids)
Biological process (GO): regulation of DNA endoreduplication
Source: RefSeq, a predicted model, not a curated record